This is a messenger RNA of Protopterus annectens (West African lungfish), 2094 nucleotides long. Its product is annotated as zinc finger protein 665-like. The transcript has 4 exons. Gene Ontology annotation, biological process: regulation of transcription by RNA polymerase II. The record is from RefSeq and is a predicted model, not a curated record. Gene Ontology annotation, molecular function: RNA polymerase II cis-regulatory region sequence-specific DNA binding; DNA-binding transcription factor activity. NCBI's taxonomy places the organism in Eukaryota, Metazoa, Chordata, Ceratodontiformes, Protopteridae. The coding region runs from base 1 to 2094 and encodes 697 amino acids.
AUGCUUAUAUUUUUAUAUGCAGGAUGCAAAAUUCCUCCAGAGAAGUUAUUACAGCUAUUUAAAGCAGAUGAAGUUCCAAAGGAUAUUGUGAUGGGAAUAAAUAUCAGGAAGCAGAAGGAUCAUUUUGAAGAAAACUUCAAUGGUAUAAAGAGUACAGACAGCAGUGUGAAUUGUAGUCAACAGCCAUCACUUGUGACAUCACAGUUGCAUCACCCUACAUGGAACCUCCAGCAGAGGUCUCAGCCUGGAAAGGACAUUGAUGAGGUUUAUCUCACUGAUGUACCACAGCUUCCAUCAGAGCAUCACUGCCACCAAACCCCUGAAUGUGACACUGGAACACCUGCAGCACAUCACCUGACAGAGUAUCUAUCACUGCAUAGUCAGCCAGUGAAGGUCUGUGAUGAGCUUUCUCUUACUUCUAAUCCAAGACUUCACUCAGGACAUGGCUGCAGCAGGAGCUCUGAACAUGACACAACUAAGAGGUUAGGCACACACAAAGAAAAGCACAAAUGUGCUGAAUGCAGUAAGUCUUUCACAUGGGCCAGCAGACUGAAAAGGCAUCAAGUCGUUCACACAGGACUGAAACCAUAUAAAUGUACUGAAUGCAGUAAGUGUUUCACACAGCUAAGUCAUCUUCAGUCACAUCGUGUCAUUCACACAGGCACGAAACCACAUAAAUGUACUGAAUGUGGUAAGCCUUUCACAUGGGCUUCUAACCUGAAAAGGCAUCAGGUCAUUCAUACAGGACUGAAACCAUAUAAAUGUACUGAAUGCAGUAAAUGUUUCACACAGCUAAGCGGUCUUCAGGCACACUGUACCAUUCACACAGGACUGAAACCAUAUAAAUGUGCUGAAUGCAGUAAAUGUUUUACACAGCGAAGACAUCUUCAGGCACAUUGUGCCAAUCACACAGGCAUAAAACCACAUAAAUGUACCGAAUGUGAUAAGUCUUUCAUAUGGGCCUCUUACCUGAAAAGGCAUAAAGUCAGUCACAGAGGACCAAAACCAUAUCAGUGUUCUGAAUGCAGUAAGUGUUUCAGCGAACUCAGCAAUCUUCAACGACAUUAUGUCAUUCACACAGAAUUGAAGCAAUAUGAAUGUACUGAAUUCGGUAAGUGUAUUACAUUUCUCAGCAGUUUGCAACAGUGUCAUGCCACUCGUAUGAAGAGUACAGACAGCAGUGUGAAUUGCAGUCAACAGCCAUCACUUGUGACAUCACAGUUGCAUCACCCUAGAAGGAACCUCCAGCAGAGGUCUCAGCCUGGAAAGGACAUUGACAAGGUUUAUCUCACUGAAGUACCACAGCUUCCAUCAGAGCAUCUGUGCCACCAAGCCCCUGAAUGUGACACUGGAACACCUGCAGCACAUUACACAACAAAGCAUCUACCACCGCAUACUCAUUCAGUGAAAGUGUAUGACGAGCUUUCUCUUGCUCCUUCUCCAAGACUUCACUCAGGACAUGGCUGCAGCAGGAACUCUGAAUGUGACACAACUAAGAGAUUUCACACAAAGAAUGAAACGUACAAAUGUGCUGAAUGUAGUAAGUCUUUCACACGUGCCAGUGGUCUGAAAAAGCAUCAAGCCAUUCACACAGGAUUGAAACCAUAUAAAUGUUCUGAGUGCAGUAAGUGUUUCACACAGAUAAGCAAUCUUCGACGGCAUCUUGUUACUCACACAGGAGAGAAACGAUAUAAAUGUAUUGAGUGCAGUAAGUGCUUCACACAUCUGACUAGUCUUCAGGCACAUCAUAUGGUUCACACAGGACUGAAACCAUAUAAAUGUACUGAAUGUAGUAAGAGUUUCACACGGCUAAGCAGUCUUCGACAGCAUUUUUUCAUUCACAAGGGAGGAAAGCAAUAUAAAUGUACUGAAUGCAGUAAGUGUUUCUCUUGGCGAAGCAGUCUUCGACAGCAUUUUGUCAUUCACAAGGGAGAAGACAGGAAAUGGAAAACAAGGAAUGCAGCUCGGCUUGGCUCAGCAGCUAUCCCUAUCCUGUUCAGCAGUAUUGAAAAGGGGCCUGGCUCAGCAGCUAUCCCUAUCCCAUUUGGCAACAUUGAAAAGUGCUUAGCUCACUCUCAGGCUCAGCAAAUCUAG